Molecule: messenger RNA, 1440 nt
Organism: Perca flavescens (yellow perch)
Lineage: Eukaryota; Metazoa; Chordata; Actinopteri; Perciformes; Percidae
Gene: glrx2
Product: glutaredoxin 2
Exons: 4
Coding region: 481-990 (169 amino acids)
Cellular component (GO): mitochondrion
Molecular function (GO): protein-disulfide reductase activity
Source: RefSeq, a predicted model, not a curated record
CCAUUAACAAUCCAUAUUUUCAUGAAAAAGUCAACCUUUAUCAUUUGCAUGGCUGCGUUGGCGUUAGCUAACUUAAUGCCGCCGUCUUCUGUUCUUCCACCUGAGGUCGGCGGUAGUUCAGCAAUUGCAAACAUUUAGAUUUAACUGAAUUAAGUACUGAGAGGCGAAUCAAAUUAAUACCGAAUUUACAAUUAGUUGGUCACGUUUCAUGACACAUUUACAGCAACGUUUUAGGAAGUGUUUUUCGUUUUCACUGUAGCUUGCCGUCUUGAUAUUGCUAGAUUUGUAAUGGACUUUGGCAUGUCUCAUGCCCACAUCAAAUCUGACCUGAUUUCGAGUGUUUGAAGAGCGUGUGUACUCCUAAUCCUCCUGGAUUAACUAGUAGGCUACAUAAAACCUUACUGUAGGCGUUCAACGGAGUUAGACACCGAUAUUUAAGACGUGGUAAAAUCAGUAAUUGCCUGCUUUACAACUUUAACAAUGUUCAAGUGUAUUUUCAGACCAGCAGUGAUUCUCCAGUUAGCUAUUAUUUUGAUGCUAAUUAUGAGCGUUCAGAUCGUCUCUUCCUGUGAUAUCUUCACGUUUCUGAGAAUGGGGAAUUUUACAUCCUCCACAGCUCUGUCCAGCACAUCCUGUGUACAGUAUGUUCGGGAGAUGGUGUCCCAGAACUGUGUUGUGAUAUUUUCCAAGACCACCUGUCCUUAUUGCAAAAUGGCCAAGAACGUGUUCAAUGAAAUUGGUGCGAACUACAAAGUGAUUGAACUGGACGAGCACAAUGACGGGAGGAGACUGCAAGAGGCCUUAGCUCAGAUGACCGGCGCCAGAACGGUGCCGAGAGUCUUCAUUAAUGGAAACUGCAUCGGAGGUGGUUCUGAUACCAAACAACUCCAUCAACAGGGAAGGUUGCUGCCCCUGAUCCAACAGUGUGCUCCCUGCUGCGCGACCAGCUCCGACGGCUCGGGCAGCGGACAGUUCGAGUCCGCUAAAUGACUAACCGUUCUUGUAGUUUUUGUCAAUCCUGUAUUCAUCAAGUGUUUGCUUGAUCUCGUGCUACAAGUUGAACAUUGCUUGAGCGUGUCUAUGUUAUUUAUUUAUCAAAGUACAUUGGAUACUUGAUCUUGGGCUAUGUACAUUUCCAUCCAAGGAUGUAAAAAAUUGUUGUUGUUAUUAUUAUUAUUAUUAUUAUUAUUAUUAUUAUUAUUAUUAAAGCUGCCACCUUUUAAACAAAACCUGUGAAUAGAGGAACUACUGUUUAUCUGCAUGGUUGUAUUAUUGAACAAUAUUACAGUCAUAAAAAGCACGAUCUCUCUCAGAAUCAAGCAUCAUCAAACUGUGAACGACAUAGGAUUGCGAUGCCUUGACAGUUUAAUUGUAUAUCUUCUCUGAGUGUAUCUCAGGUCAUUGUUUAUAUGAUUUAGGAUUAAAAGAACUACAGCUGUU